AGUCGAUGCAACAUGGAAAUACUGGCGUCCUAUCAUCUCGAGCUUCCUUCAUCUAUCCCUUGUAGUAUUCUUGAAUCAAUCUAGCAUAAUGUAGAACUUGGAACCUUGUCCUUCUCUGUCAUCUCAUCAAGUACUUGCAUUGCUUUGUCUACAUUACCCCUCUACAUGUAGGUGUAGAGUCAUAAGAGUGAUCUGACAGCUUCAGGAAACCAGUUUUUCGAUUAGUUGAGAAACUCACCAACAUUGUUAUUCUUCGAUCCUCAAGCACUCAACUUCCACUAAAACCACCUCUACCCUCAAGCAUAAGCUCGAAGAUCUGUACUCCCUCAUGACACGUGACAAAAUCCCAACGAACACCAGCACUCUUGGAAUCAAUCUCUUUAGAGUGGCAGAACCUAAAAUUAGAGCAUUGUAGGUGUCAAUAAGAUCACUGAAGGUAUAGUAACAUGGAGCUUGGAUCCCUUGCCAGCAUUCUCAUUCAUCAAGAUCCUAGCUCUACCAACUUUUGCAAAGAGCAUGAAUCAAAGCGUUUUUACAUACAAUACAUGAACCUUGAAACCAGUUUCCAUCAUCCUUCAAAACUUCCCAACAUUAUCAAGUCAUCCAUAAACCAUAAACAUUACUAAUAAAAAUCCCUUCUUUGACAAAAGGCUGUUAUCCUCGAAUCUUCUUCUUCUUCUCUCUCUUAUUGGAUGUAUAAACGAGAGGUGGAGCACAGCUGCCUUAGCCUUCUUCAACUAUGCAAUUCUUACUCAAAACUCACUCAAAUUCAUGCAAGAAUUCUCAAGCUCGGUUUGCUCAACAACCCUUUCGUCCUCACCAAAUUCACCUCCAUUUCUUCAGCUCUAAACGCAAUCCAUUAUGCCUGUUCUCUCAUCUUCUCCCCUGAAGCACACCCGUAUAACCAUGACGCCUUCCUUUUCAACACCAUUAUCGAAGCUUUUGCACAAUCCACUCAAUUUAAGCGCACCAGCAUAUUUUACUACAACAAAAUGCUUACACAUUGCUUCAAACCAAAUAACUACACCUUCCCUUUCGUCUUCAAGGCUUGUGCCGGCAUUCGCGACUUCCAUCUUGGCAAAUCCGUCCAGGGCUCGGUUUUGAAACUCGGAUUUCAUGGCGAAUCGCAUGUUGUCAACGCAAUGCUUCACAUGUAUUGCUGUUGUGAAGAUGGGAUUCAGUUUGCAGAGAAGGUGUUCGAGGAAAUGCCUAAGAGAAAUUCUGUCCCUUGGAGCACGAUGAUGGGCGGGUAUGUGAGGAGGGGAAUGUCUGCUGAAGCUAUCAACUUGUUCAGAGCGAUGCAGACUGCGGGGGUGAGGCCGGAUGAGAUCACUAUGGUGAUGGUGUUAUCGGCCUGUGCUGACCUCGGAGCCCUUGAGCUCGGGAGGUGGGUGGAAUUAUACGUCGAGAGGGAGAAGCUUGAGAUGAGAGAGAAGCUCUGCAAUGCCUUGAUAGACAUGUUUGCUAAAUGUGGUGAUGUUGAUAGUGCAUUGAGGCUGUUCAACAACAUGCCUCUAAGUAAAAGGAGUAUUGUUUCUUGGACUUGUGUGAUUUCCGGCAUGGCAUUGCACGGGCGUGGUUUGGAGGCCGUUGCCCUCUUUGAGGAGAUGAGACGAGCCGGGGUUGUCCCUGACAGUGUUGCAUUCUUGUGCUUGCUCACUGCUUGCAGCCACUCUGGUUUAGUCGAGGAGGGGAAGCAUUAUUUCAAUUCAAUGGAGAAAGAUUUCGCCAUUGCUCCAAAAAUAGAGCACUACGGAUGUAUGGUGGAUCUGCUAAGCAGGGCCGGAUUAGCUGAACAAGCUCUCGAGUUUAUAAACACAAUGCCAAUGGCGCCAAAUCCAGUCAUAUGGCGAACUUUGGUAUCUUCGUCUCAUGCUCAAGCUCAUCUCCUUCUUGGUGAAAGAGUCACCACGGAUCUCAUCAAGGCCGAGCCUAUGCAAGAGGCGAACUAUGUGAUGCUCGCGUCCAUCUAUGCCAAGCUCUCGGAUUGGAAAAGGAAAACCAGAGUUAGGGAAGCAAUGAGGAAGAAAGGGAUCAAGAAAAUCCCGGGAAGCACCAUGAUUGAGCUCGGUGAUGGGAUUUACGAGUUUGUAGCUGGCGAUAAAUCUCAAAAAGAGCACUCCCAGAUUUAUGAGAUGGUGGAGGAGAUGGAGAGGAAGAUGAGAGCUGCAGGAUACGUUUCUACAACGACUAAUGUGUUGCUCGACAUUGAGGAAGAAGAUAAAGAGGGUGCUCUGAAUAAGCAUAGUGAGAAGCUGGCCAUUGCAUUUGCGCUGCUUAAAACUAGUCCGAGAUCGACUAUUCGGAUAGUGAAGAAUCUGCGGGUUUGUGUGGAUUGUCACAAUGCUACUAAACUCAUAUCUCUCAUAUAUAAUAGACAGAUAGUAGUAAGAGAUAGGAACAGGUUUCAUCACUUUAAAGAUGGAUUCUGCUCCUGCAAAGAUUUCUGGUAA
This is a messenger RNA of Salvia hispanica, 2453 nucleotides long. Lineage: Eukaryota; Viridiplantae; Streptophyta; Magnoliopsida; Lamiales; Lamiaceae. The record is from RefSeq and is a predicted model, not a curated record.